AUGCCAUCAGAAAUUCAUGGCCUCAAAGGUUCCUGUCUGGUUAUACCGUGCUCUUACUCUUACACUUCAAACCCACCUACUAACCCACGUAGAGUUGUGUGGUAUCAGUAUGUGUUGAGUGGCUACCCUUUAGUUUGUGAUCCCUGGAAUUCAACCCGUGUUAUUGACAAGUUCCGAGGAAAAACUGUUAUAUAUAACCCUACAAACUCAGAUCGGGAUUGUAGUCUGCUGAUCAAAAGCGUGAAUCCAUCCCACAAUGGAGAAAAAUUAUAUACAUGGAUUGACCCAGAAAAUGUUGGAUGGCGCACCUAUAAGUUUUAUGAUGUCACCUCCACGAUUAUUGUUGACACAAAUCCACAGCAGCCCAUCAUUAAUAUUUCUGGAGGUUUAAAGAUCGGUGACAGCAUUACAGUAGCAUGUUACACCUUACACACCUGUCCAUACAGCAAACCAAACAUCAUUCUGAAGGGUAUUGAAGGAUCUGAUAAAAUAGAUGAUGUCCGUAUGGAAAAUGGUCAAUGGAAAACCACUCUGACACGCACCGGUGUUGUGAAGGCUGAACGCUCAGAUAUUGAGUGUACUGUAACACAUCAUGGAGGCAUAACAACAAGAGCUACAAAAUCACUAAGUUCAAAAUGUGUCUAUAAUAUAACCAUUGAGCCUAAACUGUCAGAUAUCAUAGAGGGUGUUGAUUUGAACUUCACUUGCACCGUCUACCAUUCCUGCCAGAUGAAUCCUCCGAUCCUCUCCUGGAACUAUGAAAACAUGCCGGUCAAAGAUGGAAAGAAACAACUUACAGGGCUUGAAUUGGCCACCUUUUCCACCAUAACCUUUUUGGGGGCAAAGAAAGAUGAUGGGAAGAAAUUAAUCUGCACUACAAAUAUUUCUGAACAGAAUAUCACAGCAUCUGUCGACUUACAUGUACAACUUGUUUCCCAGAAUAAAACAGAUGUGAUGACCUUUGACUUGAAGACAAUUGGGCUUUACAUUCUAGCCCCCUCGUUUGCUGUGCUUCUUAUUUGCAUAUUUGCUGGAGUCAUCAUAUACAAGAAGUGUAACACGUCUUCACGACACAGAGUCCAGCGUUCUCUUUAAAAUUGAGGAUUAUGAAGAUUAUUGCAGCAAUAUGGAAGAUCUCAACAUUAAUGGAAACGUCUAAUGAAAAUGCUCCACAUCACCUCCAAAAUGUGCUUAAUACAGUGUUUAAAACAGAAAAACUUUCUCAUGUCAUGGAAAUAGCAUCAAUAUUGUAAUUCACAACUUUUCACUUAAAGGGAUAUUUCUCCCAAAAAUAAAAAAAUUCUGUCGUCAUUUAUUCAUAACUGUUUCAAACCUGUAUGGGUUUCUUAAUUCUGUUGAACACAACAGAAAAUAUUUUGAUAAAUGAUGGUGAGCACACAGUUGCCAUACCCUUUGUUGUCCACAGUAUUUAUUUGUCCUACUGUACUACAGUAUGGCAGUCAAUGGGUACAUUUAAGUGUAUUUGAUUCGAUUUCAUGUUUUCUUUUGUCUUUAGUGUGUUAACAACUGUCUGUGCAUAUAGAAGAUCUGUACAGUUGCAAAUAUUAAAGUUUUAA
This is a messenger RNA of Misgurnus anguillicaudatus (oriental weatherfish), 1577 nucleotides long. NCBI's taxonomy places the organism in Eukaryota, Metazoa, Chordata, Actinopteri, Cypriniformes, Cobitidae. The record is from RefSeq and is a predicted model, not a curated record.